Messenger RNA from Lepisosteus oculatus (spotted gar), 2036 nucleotides. The record is from RefSeq and is a predicted model, not a curated record. NCBI's taxonomy places the organism in Eukaryota, Metazoa, Chordata, Actinopteri, Semionotiformes, Lepisosteidae.
AUGGAUAAAAUAGAUAAAAUUGCAUCAUACAGUAUACGACUGACUGUAAACAUUGUGUCUCAGUGUCAUAUUUACAGUAUAUUGUCGCAGGUACCAAGAUCAGUCUGCAGUGAGAGCUGCCUUCAAGGGACUCGUAAGGCCAUUGAGAAAGGGAAGCCAGUCUGCUGCUUUGUCUGCAUCCCCUGUGCAGAGGGAGAGUUCAGCAACACUACAGAUUCAGUGGAGUGUUCUAAAUGCCCUUUGGAAUACAGAUCAACUGAGCAUCGCAAUCAGUGUAUAAUGAAAAACAUUGAGUUUCUGUCUUAUGGAGAAUUAAUGGGAAUACUAUUAGUCACAUGCUCUGCAUUUGGAACUUCCCUAACGAUAGCAAUAGCUGUUGUUUUCUUCAGAUACAGAUCUACCCCAAUUGUAAGAGCCAAUAACUCUGAACUGAGUUUUCUUCUGCUCUUUUCGUUGACUCUGUGUUUCCUCUGUUCACUUACUUUCAUUGGCCAGCCCUCUGACUGGUCCUGUAUGUUGCGCCACACAGCAUUUGGGAUCACAUUUGUCCUGUGCAUCUCUUGUGUUCUGGGGAAAACAAUAGUGGUGUUAAUGGCCUUUAGGGCUACACUGCCAGGCAAUAACAUCAUGAAAUGGUUUGGACCCACACAGCAGCGGUUAAGUGUUCUUGCUUUCACACUUGUACAGGUAUUGAUUUGUGGUCUCUGGUUGAUAAUAUCACCUCCUUUUCCAAACACAAAUAUGAAUUACUAUGCAGAUAGAAUCAUUCUGGAGUGUGACCUUGGAUCUGCAGGAGCAUUCUGGGCUGUGUUAGGGUAUAUAGGAUUCCUCUCUGCCAUGUGCUUUGUGCUUGCUUUCCUGGCUCGGAAGCUGCCUGAUAACUUCAAUGAAGCCAAAUUCAUUACAUUCAGCAUGCUCAUAUUCUGUGCUGUCUGGAUCACCUUUAUCCCAGCAUAUGUUAGUUCUCCAGGGAAGUUCACAGUGGCUGUGGAAAUAUUUGCUAUUUUAGCUUCGAGCUUCGGUUUACUGUUCUGUAUUUUUAUGCCAAAAUGUUUUAUUAUUUUAUUAAAACCUGAAAAAAAUAGCAAAAAGCAUUUAAUGCGGAAGAUGCCUUCAAAAGCAUUGUAAGCCACAUUUAAAAUGUAUUAAUUUCUGUUUUAAAGCACAUUACAAUUCUGUGUACAUACUGUAUAUUCAACACACGAGGACUAAAUAUUUGAAUAACUCAAGGACACUGUACAUAGUGACACACAAAAAGACAAAAAGUACAAAAAAAAACUAAAAGCAAAAAUAAACAUGAACAUACAGGAUAGAAUUUAGGGCAAACAGACACAGACCCUAGUAAAAGGUGAGUUUUGAGUUUAGAUUUGAAGAGAGUCAACACAUUUGUCUUUCAAAGAGUUGGAUGACCAUAUCAAAGUAGAAGCAACAGAAAAAAAAGUUUGAAAUUGAUCCUACGAUACAAUGAGUCAAGGACCAUAAUCAACUGAAUGAAGCCUACAGGAGGGAGGGUGAACAUGGAGAAUUUCAGAGAUAUACAGUAUGAUGGAACCACAUUAUUUAAAGCCUUAAAAGGUCUUAUAUGGAGUGACUUUAUAGGCAACCAAUGCAGAGACUUCAGUGUAGAAGUGAUAUACUCCCAGGGUCUGGUGUGAGUAAGUAGUCUGGCUGCAGAGUUCUGAACGUAUUACAAGUUGUUGAGAAGUGAGUUAGGGAGCCCAUAGAGUAAAGAGUUGGAGAAAUCAGGCCUUGAUGUUCUAAAUGUAUUACAUCAAUUAACAUUAUUACAUUAUCGAAUCGGGCGUUCAGCAUUAGACAUUGAUGGGAAAUGCCAACCAGAGUUUGAUGUCACACGUGCAAGUGAUAAGCUACAGAGGUAGGAGGUCAGAGGUGAAAAAAACAUUUUAACGUAAAUCUGAGAAUAUUCGCAUAAGAAUGAAACUGAAGACUAUGUUUGCAUACAAUCUGACCGUGAUGAAACGUAUAAAAAAUAUAGAGCAAUGGGCCCAGGAGUGAACCCUGAGGCACAUCAUGAU